Molecule: messenger RNA, 867 nt
Organism: Symbiodinium sp. CCMP2456
Lineage: Eukaryota; Dinophyceae; Suessiales; Symbiodiniaceae
Source: the annotation of a GenBank genome assembly
AUGAAGAGUCCCGGAUGCGCUUCUGUGGUGGAGGCCUAUGCUCCAACCACCACCCUGGGCUUGGCCACGGGCUUGUCCUUCUCGCCACAAGUUCAGGUCCCAGCAGUCCCAGCACUCCCCACGGCGGGGUUGCUACAAGCUUUGGCACCGAAAAGAGGAAUGCCACCCCCGGCCAGAGGGCCUGCGCCGCUGGGAGUUCCCAAACAGCAGCUGGAGGCAAUGGCCAAGCGGUUGGCCAUGGAGGCGCAGGUGUCUGCGGGCAGUACGCCUGCGAACAAGAAGGGCCGUCCUCCGAUCCGCCCGUGUCCGGCAGCGCCAGCUCCGGCUUCGCCGAGCGGGCCCAGCGCCGUGGCAACCGCCUCCCCGAGCGUUUCCGGGAGUUUGAGCCACGCCACCACGCCUUCUUGGCGGUCCAGGAGCCAGGCCACGCCAUCUGCAGCCAGUCAAGGGACAUCGGAGAUGGCUUGCAAGCCUGCGAUGAUGGCAGAUUCCAUCAGGCCACGGCUGUCGCCGUUGCUCGAAGCUCGCUGGACCGUUGUUGAGGAGCAGCGUUACCGGAGAGUCCCACAGAGCGAGCUGGAUCGGCUGGAUCGGAUUGAUCCUGAGGUCGACCAGGCUAAUGCCAUGCUGGUGGAGUCGUUCCUCAACGUCAAGCGCUCCCUGGGAGCGGAGGCUCUGUCCGAGUCGCACGGAGAGCCCUCACGGUCCAGUGCCUCACGUCUUCCUGCGCCUCCGCUCGGCAAUGACAGUGGGCUUCAGAACGCAGGCUACCAGGUUCUGUGCAGCCUGCCUCCAGCUCCUCCACUGCGCGAUCCGCUUGAGAGCGCUUACUCAUGUAGCACGGGUGCCGACAGAAGCGGGUUUUGA